Messenger RNA from Phascolarctos cinereus (koala), 2796 nucleotides. It is a transcript of the gene SLC22A12, whose product is annotated as solute carrier family 22 member 12. The record is from RefSeq and is a predicted model, not a curated record. Gene Ontology annotation, cellular component: membrane. Gene Ontology annotation, molecular function: transmembrane transporter activity. Gene Ontology annotation, biological process: transmembrane transport. NCBI's taxonomy places the organism in Eukaryota, Metazoa, Chordata, Mammalia, Diprotodontia, Phascolarctidae.
CCCAAGGAAGGAAACUGGGGCUGAAAGAUGGAGUGACGCAUGGCUGCGAAACGGCAGAGUUGUGGUUCUUUAGAUCACAGGGUUUAGAACCGCAGAGAGCCUUCGGGAAGAUCUAAUUAAUCCAGGGCCUCUUCACUUGAGUUCCUCAGUGGGCCCAUAAACUUGGGUAGGAAAAAAUGUCAUCUUUAUUUUCACCAUUAACAUUUCCCUCAGUUAUUUGAAACCAUGAUUUUGAGAAGCCACAGGGGUCCAUGACGCAAAAAAUGCGAAGAACCUCAUUUUUCCCCAUAUGAGGCAACUGAGACCCAGUUGGGAAAAAUGACUUGCCCAGGAUUUAAACCCAGGUCUUCAGCCUUCAAGUUCUGUUUGUUUUCCAUACUGCCAAAAGCAAGAUAAGAAGAAAUAGACUUCAACUUCAGCGAGAGGGAUUGGGGCUAGACGGUGUAAAAAGAACUCCAAGAUCCCAAGGGUCAUGAGACACAGGAUGAGAUUACAGAAGACUGUUCUGGAUUAUCAUGGCCUUCAGGCAGAUGCCCACCUCCCAACCUGAAAGGGUGGGUGAAAUGCUCACUUACAUCAUGGCCUGUGCCAGCAUUAGUUAACCCCAAGGUUAACUAGGACAAGAACAGGGCUAACCCCCGUUCCACCAAUGUAAUUUAGUAACAGGGUAAUCUGAGACACAGAGGCAGUUUGGCAAAAAUCUCCUCUGCUUGUAUCUUGGCUUUCCCACAGAUUUUGAGGUCCAGCAUUUCCUCCAGGCUGGCCCUCCCUUGGUUUGAGCCAGGAGCUGCCAGGAUCCUCAUGGAGCAGAGCCUGGGGGGCGCCCAGGUAAACAGAACCUCCCUGGAAGAGCUCACCCGUAUAAACUGAAGUCCAGGCUCAACUCAAGGUAUACAGGGGGAAUGAUGUGCCCAAGGUCACACAGACAGUGAGAGGCAGAGCCGAGGUGAGGACUAGGGCCUCUGACCCUGCAUCCAGAGCUCCUUCUGUUGGCUCCACCACCUUUGCCUCUAGGGCUGGCUAGUGUCUACACAGGCUCAUCUCAGGCUCAGCCCCCAUGGCUUUUGCAGAGCUUCUGGAGCGAGUCGGCAGCUGGGGGAGGUUUCAGAUCGUGCAGAUCGUCUCUCUGUUCUUACCCAUCAUAUGUAUCACCUCUCACAAUCUGCUGGACAACUUCUCAGCAGCUAUUCCCGACCAUCGCUGCCGGCAGCCCUUGCUAGACGAUGCCCCCGCCUCCCUCAACGUCACCAGAGGCCUGGGUCCUGAUGCCCUCCUGAGGGUCUUCAUCCCCAUGGACAAGCACCAGAAGCUGGAGAGAUGUCGUCGCUUCCUCCAUCCCCAGUGGCAGCUGUUGGAACUCAAUGCGUCAGCCCUGAAUGCAAGCGAGGCAGACACAGAGCCUUGCCUGGAUGGUUGGAUCUACGACCGCAGCGACUUCACCUCCACCAUCGUGUCUGAGUGGGAUAUGGUGUGUGACUGGCAGUUCCUGAAGCCCGUGGCUCAGUCCAUAUUCAUGGCCGGCAUCAUGGCUGGAGCUAUCAUAUGUGGUCUUGUCUCCGACAAGUUUGGGCGGAAGCUGGUAUUGAGCUGUUGCUACCUGCUGUUGGCCGUUGCUGGCUCCUGCUGUGCUGUCGUCCCCAACUUCUUCCUUUACGGCUGCCUCCGUUUCCUAUCAGCUGUUGCUGUGGCUGGCCUCAUGAUGAAUGCUGGGAUACUCAUGAUAGAGUGGACAAAAACCGAGGCUGGGGCCACUAUGAUGACCAUAAAUUCUAUUGGGUUUAGUAUUGGCGAGGUCUUGCUGUCAGGGGUUGCCUAUGCCAUCCGAGACUGGGGCUCCCUCCACCUGGCUGUGUCCGUGCCCUUCUUCUUCUUCUUUCUGUCUUCGUGGUGGCUGGCAGAGUCUGCCCGUUGGCUCAUCAUCGCAGGCAGAAUAGAUCAAGGGCUCCAUGCACUCAGGAAAGCCGCAGGAAUGAAUGGGAAGAAGGACGCUAGAGACACCUUGACCAUUGAGGUUGUGAAAUCUACCAUGCGGGAAGAAUUAAUGGUGGCUAAGACCGACCACUCAGUGCUGGAUCUCUUCCGAACCCCUGAACUGCUCAAGCGGUUUUGUUGCAUGUUCUCCUUGUGGUUUGCCUUUGGUUUCACCUUCUAUGGACUUAUCCUGGACCUGCAGAACUUGGGGACCAAUAUUUUCUUGCUCCAGACGCUCUUUGGGGUCAUUGAUAUCCCAAGCAAGAUUGGCGCCUUCUUCGCCAUGAAUUACAUGGGUCGGCGCAUAACCCAGGCAGGCUCCUAUAUCCUGGCUGGUCUCUGCAUUCUGGCCAACACGGUGAUACCCCAGGAGCUGCAAAUCCUGCGGGUGAUCCUGGCUGCGCUGGGAAUGGGCUUCAUGGGUUCUGGCUACACUGUUCUUUCUAUCUACAGCAGUGAGCUUUUCCCCACAGUGCUCAGAAUGACUGCUAUAGGUGGGGGCCAGAUGUCUGCACGUCUGGGUUCUAUCCUGGGGCCUCUGGUGAGGUUGCUGGAUCAGUUCAACGCUUUGCUGCCCCUGAUCAUCUACGGAGGCGUUGCUGUGAUCACGGGCCUCACUGCCCUCCUCUUGCCUGAAACCCUUAACCUGCCACUGCCAGACACCAUUCACGAUGUCGAGGUUCGGGGCCACAGAAUGAAAGGUGCAGAACAGGGAGGGAACAUUGCAAAGUCGACGAGAUUGUAGGACAGUCCUGAGAGACCACAGCCCAGGGCAGAGAGCCAGGUGGUACAGUGGUUAGCAUGCUGGACCUGGUGUCAGAAAGA